Molecule: messenger RNA, 804 nt
Organism: Uncinocarpus reesii 1704
Lineage: Eukaryota; Fungi; Ascomycota; Eurotiomycetes; Onygenales; Onygenaceae
Exons: 2
Coding region: 1-804 (267 amino acids)
Source: RefSeq, a predicted model, not a curated record
AUGUGUGACAGUGUGAAAACUCGCUUGCAAGUCCAAGUAAAAUCUACGAAGUUGACGAAUGGAAAUGCCAACCACGAUGACCAUCAACACUACGACUCCACGAUUGAUGCGAUUAAGAAGAUAGUUGCCCACGAAGGCAUCGAAGGCCUAUAUUCCGGGAUUCAUGGCUCCCUUGUUGGCGUGGCGUCGACUAAUUUUGCGUAUUUCUACUGGUAUUCAAUCGUGCGAACCCUCUAUAUGAAAUCAAGCCUUCCUCAUCCCCCAAAUACCGCCAUUGAACUAUCCUUGGGUGCGAUCGCAGGAGCUAUCGCCCAAGUCUUUACCAUACCAGUCUCUGUCAUUACGACAAGACAACAGACGCAAAAGAGAGGCGAAAAGAAAGCUUUUAUGGAAACUGGAAAAGAAGUUAUUAAUAGCGAAGACGGCUGGAGUGGAUUAUGGAGAGGCCUGAAAGCCAGUCUCGUCCUUGUUGUAAAUCCUGCAAUCACGUACGGCGCCUAUCAAAGGCUGAGGGAUGUCAUAUUCCCCGGCAAAGCAAACUUGCGGCCGUGGGAAGCUUUCGUUUUGGGAGCGUUAUCGAAGUCACUUGCUACCAUUGCGACCCAGCCAUUGAUUGUUGCAAAGGUUGGCUUGCAGUCUCGCCCGCCUCCAUCAAGGGAAGGAAAACCUUUCAAGACUUUCGGCGAAGUUAUGGCGUACAUCAUUGAACAUGAAGGUCUUCUAGCUCUAUUCAAAGGAAUCGGACCUCAAAUCGUCAAAGGAGUUUUGGUCCAAGGUUUGCUGAUGAUGACCAAAGAAAGGUAA